Molecule: messenger RNA, 1692 nt
Organism: Tarenaya hassleriana
Lineage: Eukaryota; Viridiplantae; Streptophyta; Magnoliopsida; Brassicales; Cleomaceae
Product: denticleless protein homolog
Exons: 16
Coding region: 106-1584 (492 amino acids)
Biological process (GO): proteasome-mediated ubiquitin-dependent protein catabolic process
Cellular component (GO): nucleus
Molecular function (GO): protein-macromolecule adaptor activity; protein binding
Source: RefSeq, a predicted model, not a curated record
CUUCCUCCUCCCGCCAUCAACUCCAUACAACCAUUUCUCGCCGCCUCUCCCCUUCCUCUCUCUCUGUCUCUCUCUCUCUCUGUCUGUUUCUCUCUCGAUACGCCAAUGGAAAUCUCUGGACAGAGAUCUGUCUUCACCGACAUCGGACUCAGAGAGCUCAAAGGAUUCCGAGUUAGGAAACGACCGUAUUUCGCAGAUUCUGAGCUGAGAUGCAGAGAAAUCGCCGGCGUGGCCGUGGAACACGACGGAGAUCGGACACCGCCGUUGGCAGUUUCGUUCUGUAAGAGGAGCCGGAAUUCCCAUAUCUUCGCGGUGUCUGAUGAGGACGGCCAUGUGAACUUGUUUGAUUCUCGUAAGAAGGCCGCCGCUUCAGCAUCUCACCAAGAGAACACAGAGAAGACUAGAUUUCGUGACUGGGUUGCUCAUCACAAUGCAGUCUUCGAUGUUUUGUGGAUCAAGGAAGAUAGCUCUAUUCUAACUGCAUCCGGUGAUCAAACUAUUAAAGUAUGGGAUGUAGAGGAGAGCAAAUGUACUGGAGUGCUGAUCGGACACACGGGAACCAUAAAGUCAUUAUGUUCACAUCCUAUCAAUUCUGAUCUUCUUGUCUCUGGUUCUAGAGAUGGAUCCUUUGCUCUGUGGGAUUUGAGAUGUAAGAGUAGCUCCCACAGAGGGGAAUUCUGUAUCAACUCUACUUCCAUGGUUAAAGGAGCUCAUCUAUCGCCGCUUUCAAAGCGAGUGAGGCGUAGCAAGGCUGCUUCAACGAGCAUUACCUCUGUGCUUUAUCUCAAGGACGAGGUCUCAAUUGCCACAGCCGGAGCGCCCGAUAGUGCCAUAAAAUUUUGGGAUGCGAGAAAGCUGAAAGCUCCUUUUACUCAGGCAUCUCCACAUCCAGAAUCAUCAAACACAAAGGAAAAGAGAUCACACGGCAUAGUAUGCUUGUCCCAGGACUCAAAUGGGUCCUUUCUUACAGCAUCAUGCAAGGACAAUAGAAUAUAUCUGUACAACUUGCUGCAACUCAACAAAGGACCUAUACAAUCUUUCUCUGGUUGCCGAAUAGAUUCAUUUUUCGUAAGGACUAUGAUCAGUCCUGAUGCUGAAUACAUUCUAAGCGGUUCGAGCGAUGGCAACGCUUGCAUAUGGCAGGUGAACAAGCCUCAAGCAGAUCCUGUAAUCUUGAAAGGCCACGACUUCGAGGUUACAGCAGUAGAUUGGUGCUCAUCAGAGAUUGGGAAGAUAGCAACAGCCUCAGAUGACUUCACGGUUCGAUUGUGGAACAUAGAGAACACUCGAUGCUCAAAGGCAACAGUGUCUCCAUCUUCAAACAAACGAAGAGUAAAGGAGUUGCCAUGCACCAAAGCCAAAGAACCAGAAAGCCCGAGAAAGAACCCUUCAGACGAAGAAGACGCGUCUAUGCCAAUAAUAAGAACUCCAGAGACUCAGAGGAAAACAUCAUCAGAAGAAGAAGAAGAGCAAAUGUGUGAGAGAACACCCGAAACCGCGUUCAACAGUCCAUCUUCUGUCCUGAACCCACCUUCAUCCAUCAAAAGAAGAACCAUCAGAGAUUAUUUUCUCAUCACGCCCUGAAUGUAAACACAUGAUUUUGUCCGAUUAAUGCUGCAUUUUUUUAAAAGAUGAUUGUACAGCAAAAUUGCUUUUCCGAAAAGGAACAUGCUCCAAAGUUUUUCACAGGUU